AUGGGCAAAAAAAAAACUUUUAUUUAUCCUUCCUUCUUACGCCAUUUCAAAUAUGAUAACCUAAGGGCAUGUUUAAUUUUAUGGUAUAGUAGUAAUUUACAAAAUAUUCAAGGAGACAACGUAGAUAACGUGAAUAAAUCAUGGUUACGAUAUUCUAAUUUAUCUUUUAGAGGUUUUACGCAAACUGAACAAUUAAAUGAUAUAUGGUUCUCACCUCUUUUUAUUGAAUUUUUUAAAGUUUUUUUGAAUUGUGGUGCAAGAAUCGAAUGUCUUGACCUUCAUUCUGAACAAAUAGAUCCACCUUUCGAUCAUAGAGUUUUGUUUGAAUUAACUGGAAUUGAAAAUUUUUUAGCGAAUAUUAAAGAAUUUUCUCCCGCAACCAUGGAAAAAUUUACAUCAAACAAUUAUUAUUCUAAAAUAUGUCGAAAUCUCAAAUCAUUAAAAAUUGCAUCAUUUUGCGUUGGAGAAUCCACAAUAUCAGAAUUAAUUAAAACACAGGUUGCGCUUGAACAUAUUUAUCUAGGAAAUAAUCCUUAUUCUAUACCACAUCCUUAUGUAGUUUCUGGAUCAAGUAAAGUGCUUUUAUCGUUGUUAACACAAGCGAGUUCCCUUAAAUCUAUUGAAAUUAGAAAUUCCUUUAUUGAUAGAAUUCCUUCAUAUGAUUCAAAACAAAUAACUUGGGAUAAUUUAAAAUCCUUGACAAUAUACUACGAUACUCAACUUAAUUUAAAGAAAAUGCCAUUUGGCACAAAAUAUUUUCCAAAGCUACAAAAAUUAUAUAUAAAUCAGAAUUCACUCCCUGUUGAUUUGAUUGAUUUUAUUCAAAAUACUAAUUCUUUAAAGGAGAUUCAUUUAAUAGUAGGAAUUCGGCAAAACAUUUCAAAUGUUAUUCAAAAUAUUUCUUAUUUCUGUACGAAUCUUGUUUCAUUUGAAUCCACUGUUAACUUUGAAGCCAUUCCUGCUUUAUUUUCUUUACUUCAAUCUUGUAAAAAUCUUAAUCAUCUUUCAAUUUCAAAUUCCUUCAUUCCAUAUACUGAAGAUGACUAUAGAAUGCUCGCUGCACUUUUGCCUUCUAAUUUACGUAGCUUUACUUUAAUUACUAAAAAUAAUAGUGAUAUCUCAGAUAAAUCUUUUGUAGCAUAUCAACCACGUGGACUAGGUUCUGAUUAUGCGGAUCCAUUGGCACAACCUGAUGCUUGCAAACGUGACAUUAAAUUAAUAAAAGAAUUGGGUUUUAAUGUUAUUCGUGUUUAUGAGGUUGAUAAUGAUAAAAAUCACGAUUCAUGCAUGAAUUAUUUUGCCGAAGCUGGUAUAUAUCUAAUCCUCGAUCUAGCUACUUUAAAAUCUAAUAUAAUCCGUGAUAAUCCACAAUGGACCUUAUCACUAUUUCAAAAUUAUAUUGCCACCGUCAAUGCGUUCAUUAAGUAUCCCAACACAUUGGCAUUUUUUGCUGGCAAUGAAGUCACGAAUAAUAAAUCUAAUACUGAAGCAAGUUCGUUUGUUAAGGCUGCGAUACGUGACAUUAAAGAGUACAUUAGGGUAAAUGCGAAAGAGAAUAAAGGACGUAUUAUACCAGUAGGAUAUUCUAGUAAUGAUGAUAAAGAUGUUAGAAUUCAAUUGAAGGAAUUCUUUAAUUGUGGAAACAAGAGUGAGCAGGCGGAUUUUUACGGUGUAAAUUUGUACGAAUGGUGCGGUGAUAGCUCAUUUGAAACGUCUGGAUACGCCGACCGAACUGAUGAAUUCUCUACUUAUAACAUUCCAGUAAUCCUUUCCGAGUACGGUUGUAAUACAGUUAUUCCGCGUAAAUUCACUGAAGUUUUAACAAUCUAUAGUCCACGGAUGACUUCGGUCUGGUCAGGUGGUAUAGUCUAUGAAUGGUCUCAAGAAAUUAAUUCAUACGGUCUUGUAGAAAUCGAUAAGGACGGCAAUGUUAAAAAAUUGAUUGAUUUUAUGAACCUUAAAUUACAAUUUUCUAAAAUAACUGUCCCACCAAGUAACGCAUUAUUAAUGGACUCUUAUACACCAACAAAUGUUGAGUCUUCUAAAUGCCCUCCUCAGUCUGAAAUUUGGAAAGCAAAUACGAAACUACCACCAACUCCUAUAAAAAAUGUUUGUGAAUGUAUGGUCUCUUCGCUUUCUUGUGUUGCUUCUUCAAAAGUU
This is a messenger RNA of Scutellospora calospora, 2160 nucleotides long. Lineage: Eukaryota; Fungi; Glomeromycota; Glomeromycetes; Diversisporales; Gigasporaceae. The record is from the annotation of a GenBank genome assembly.